GCAGCAGCAGCAGCAUCCUCCUCCUCUUCCUCCCUUCCUCCCACUCUCCUCUUCUCCUCUUCUCUUCGUGCUGCUCAACCCUAGAGGACAUCGGGACCCCCUUUUUCUAUUUCCCACCCCCCCACACCCCCCACUUUGCCCGGAGACAUGGAUCUAUGGUUUAAUUCGAUCCGGAUUUGCUGGUGGAGGGUUUUGUUUCUCAUGAGUAUUUUCCAGGACUAUCUGAGCUCCAUGCUGGACUGCCCGCCGACCUGCAGCUGCUCUCAAACAGAGAUCUAUUGCAAUAAGUCCGACAACGGCAGGUUUUUCCCUUUGCUCGCCCUGCAAGACACGGGCAGCAACGGGACCAGCGUGGACAUAGCGGACUUAUUCAAAAACAUCACCACUAUACACAUAGAGAACUGGACGGGAUUGCAGACUCUGAGAGACGUGGAUAUGGCGCUCUACACCGGACUGCAGAGACUAACCAUCGUGAAUUGUAACCUGAAGGUGAUCCAGCCUCGUGCGUUUGCUCAGAACCUCCACCUACGCUACAUGUGA
This is a messenger RNA of Cololabis saira (Pacific saury), 540 nucleotides long. Its product is annotated as NT-3 growth factor receptor-like. The record is from RefSeq and is a predicted model, not a curated record. Bases 148 to 540 code for a protein of 130 amino acids. Lineage: Eukaryota; Metazoa; Chordata; Actinopteri; Beloniformes; Belonidae. The transcript has 3 exons.